AUGACGAGGACUCGUGCCACCAAUUCGAGCUCGAGUAAUGGGAACACGGAGGCCUUCAGGGAAUUCUUCAAGAAGCUUAGGGCCAUGACUCAAAUGAUGAAGGACUAUAUGUCGGCCCCAACUGUAUUUUCCCUUGACCAGGCAGAAAGUAGAUUGAUUGAGAGGUUCUGGAGACUUGUGUCCCCCAACAUUCUCAGGACAUGGGGGAUUAGAAAAAGCAGAGAGAUGGAGGAGGAAGCCCGUGAUAUCGACGGAUCAUUUAAUGGUUCGAGAGAUGAAGUUGUUAGAGGAUAUAGUGGGAUGGCAUCCGGCUCCCCCCUUGGUGAUUGGAUUCGGAGAUCGGGUUUGUAUCCAGAACGAUGUGGAUGUGAAGAAGCUAUCUUAGAGGAAGCUUACCGCUCUCACUAUGCUAUACAUCCCUGGAGUCCUAAGUUGUAUCAGGACCUGAAGAAAAUUUUCUGGUGGAAUGACAUGAAAAGGGGAAUAGCACUUUUUGUUUCUCAGUGCUUAACAUGCCAGCAAGUGAAAGUGGAGCAUCAAAAACCCGUCGGGUUGUUGCAGCCCUUACCCAUGCUGGAAUGGAAAUGGGAGCACAUUGCUAUGGACUUUGUCUCUGGUUUGCGUAGAAUGAGUUCUGAGUAA
Molecule: messenger RNA, 642 nt
Organism: Amborella trichopoda
Lineage: Eukaryota; Viridiplantae; Streptophyta; Magnoliopsida; Amborellales; Amborellaceae
Source: RefSeq, a predicted model, not a curated record